Molecule: messenger RNA, 1498 nt
Organism: Labrus mixtus (cuckoo wrasse)
Lineage: Eukaryota; Metazoa; Chordata; Actinopteri; Labriformes; Labridae
Exons: 4
Coding region: 114-821 (235 amino acids)
Molecular function (GO): DNA binding
Source: RefSeq, a predicted model, not a curated record
UUUGCUAAUAACAUAUUGACUCAGAAGAAGACGAUAGAAAAAACGUGAAAAAGAAGAAAAAAAGAAAACAACAACUUUGACGAAAGGAGUUCUUCAUCUUUUCUCUGGAAACAAUGGAGCAUAAGCUAGAAGACCAUGUCUCAAUCCAGAAGAGAUUCUCCCAUCCUCCUCUGAAGAGAUGUGAAAACUGCUGCUCUCCACCAAGAUACCAUUGUCCAUUUUGUGCACCAGCUCAGUUCAAGCCAACAAAGCUCUCCAGAAUCAGGGAGCAUUUAGAAAAUCAUUUUAGGAGAGCCGUUUUUGCAGGAAAGUACACAAUCCACAAAUGCGGACUGCAGUGCAGAAAUCAGCCUCAUUACCACUGUUUGUACUGUACGGCAACGCUGAUCCGUAAAAGAGAUUUCAAGAAACAUCUGUUGACAUGCCUCAAGGCCCAUCAGCCGGAUGUCCAGAGGUCAACCCAAGCUGAGGGACUGAUGGCUCCUUUGCUGGUCACUGAGGCGAUUGAAUUCUCGUCACAAGGCACGAGGAACCACGAUGGCUUGGAAGAUUUGAACAUGAGUACAGAUUCAGACGACCAAAGCAGCCAUGAAGCAAGCAGCAGCCGCGGCUUCACCAUCCGGGACUGUGGCCAUGAACCCGAGAAGCCCGUGUCUUUUAAACGUCACCAAACUGUACAGACAAACUUCGACAAACCUCAAGACUGUGACGAGUUCUAUUUCAUGAACCUCGUCAAACUGUUCAAAAAGUUGUCCGCUCCGAAAAAAGCCGAUGUCAGGAUGAAAAUCGAGAGAAUCCUCUUGGAGGCGGGGUUUGAGUGACACAUGUAUACGUCAAAAACCGUUUUAUUGUUCAGCGUUAAUCACGUGUUAUGGAAAGUAUUGUUAGAAGAAGAGUUUCCUCUCUGGGCUUUAUUCACUCUUCCAUGUUCACAACCUGGGCAUAUUUUUCCGACAGCAUCUCUGUGCUAACCCACUUCGUGUUCACUGGAGGAAAAUCUUCUUUGUGUUUAAGCUGUGGGCUCUCACAAAAGUGUACAACACAACACAAUUUGACUUAAUUUUCAUUUCAACUAUUCCAUCAUGCAGAAACAAAUGUACCUGUAGACACAAACUUGUGCAAAACGAUGAAGACAUUAUUUCAGAUUAGUGUGUACAGAGUAUUCAGAAGUCGCCCUGUGUGAACUGCAGAAGUAAAGUGUAAAAACCUAACAGGAUAAGAAGACUUCAUCACAACAUUUACUCUGGAUAAAAGUCCUCAGUCAGUCUGUAUUUAAACACGAGGGUUUAACUUGUUCAAAACUGACAGCUUGCUUUGUAAUAUUUUGUUCUUGUUAUGACCAAAAAUGACCUCUGUAAGAUAACUACAGCCUACCUCAGCGUCCAGAUGUACAGAAGGAGAAAUUAUCUCACAGCUGGAGUUUUCUUUUUUACAUAUGCUUCUGAAAAAGAGAAAAAUUAAGCUGUUGUUUUGUAAGCUUGAAAUACGAGUUGUUGUC